AUGCACUUCUCCGCAUCUGCUUUCGUCACUCUUCUGACUGCGGCUCUUGCCGUCGCCGCUCCUACUGCUGAGCCCAACAACAAGUACACCGACAAGAAAAUCAGCGACUGCAAGAAGGACCUCGACAACGAGUGGAACCAGAAGGAUAACGAGUGGAAGAAGAAUGAGAAGGCCUUCUACUUCGAUGCCGAGUACAUUGUCAAGGCCACACCAGACCAGGUCAUCAACACCACCCAGAUUCCCACACCCGGCGAGCCCGGCGCCAGGGGUCUAUUCAAGUACGGCAUCAACAUUGCUGACAACACCAUCUGCUACAACAUCACACUCUCCGGCGUGACCGGCGAGUACCAGUCCCUGGCCCUAACCUCAACGCACAUCCACGAGGCCCCCAAGGGCCGCGCCGGACCUCCUCGCAUUGCCCUCCCCAACCCCAAGGGUCCUGAUGAGCGUCGCAUCUCCACAGGCUGCCUGACUGGCCCCUUCAAGACCGGCAUUCUCGCCAAUGGCGUCGACACUGGUGACAACUUCCACGUCCGCCAGAUUGUUGCUAACCCAGCCAACUUCUUCACUGACACUCACACUGCCAAGUUCGUCCCUGGUGCUGUUCGUAGUCAGCUCAAGUAA
This is a messenger RNA of Macroventuria anomochaeta, 624 nucleotides long. RefSeq lists its product as uncharacterized. The record is from RefSeq and is a predicted model, not a curated record. The transcript is spliced from 2 exons. NCBI's taxonomy places the organism in Eukaryota, Fungi, Ascomycota, Dothideomycetes, Pleosporales, Didymellaceae. Bases 1 to 624 code for a protein of 207 amino acids.